This is a messenger RNA of Theobroma umbraticum, 1516 nucleotides long. RefSeq names its product Core-2/I-branching beta-1,6-N-acetylglucosaminyltransferase family protein (gene UNE7). The record is from RefSeq and is a predicted model, not a curated record. NCBI's taxonomy places the organism in Eukaryota, Viridiplantae, Streptophyta, Magnoliopsida, Malvales, Malvaceae. Gene Ontology annotation, cellular component: membrane. Gene Ontology annotation, molecular function: glucuronosyltransferase activity.
CUUCCCUUCAAAGUAAGGAACCCUCCAACAAGAUCUAAUCCACACACUUCCGUAAGCAAACAAGUUACCUUUUCAUUAUUCCCCCAAUCUUACAACAAAGCAAUAAUAACAUCCAGCCAAUAUUAUUAACCAUUUUAACCACCCCUCACCUUACAAAGACCACUGCCCUUUCCUCUUUCUCUCUUCCCACCUGUAUCUCUAGUUUUUCAUUUUUUUCUUCUUAUGACAAUUUUUGUUUUUCCAACUAAAAAUGGGCAUCAGAAUUUUCAUGAUUUCCUUCGUGUUAACCUCGAUUCUGUUCUCUGUUUUAUACAUCCCAACUAAACUAAGCAUCCCUAUUACAAGCUUCAAUCCCAUGGCGACCUUGAACAUUGUGCAAAAAUCCAACAGGACAUAUCCAGUUACAUUUGCCUACUUAAUCUCAGCAUCGAAAGGAGACACUGUCAAGCUAAAACGCGCCAUACGGGCCUUAUAUCACCCUGGAAAUCAGUAUCUGAUUCACCUGGACUACGAGGCGCCUGCCAGGGAGCAUAGGGCGAUUGCAGAGUUUGUAUCCAACGACCCAGUUUUUAGCCUGGUUGGUAAUGUUUAUAUUGUUGGGAAACCAAACUUGGUUACUUAUAGAGGUCCGACUAUGCUCGCUACAACGCUUCAUGCAAUGUCAAUGCUUUUGAGGUGCUGCAAAUGGGAUUGGUUCAUCAAUCUUAGUGCUUCUGACUACCCUUUAGUAACUCAAGAUGAUCUGAUUCAUGCCUUUUCAGACCUACCAAAAGAUCUCAAUUUCAUUCAGCAUACCAGUCACCUGGGGUGGAAACUGAACAAGAGAGGGAAACCUAUAAUAAUAGACCCAGGGCUUUACAGCCUCAACAAGUCAGAAGUCUGGUGGGUUAUUAAACAAAGGACUCUGCCCACUGCUUUCAAACUCUACACAGGUUCAGCUUGGACUGUGAUCUCAAGAUCUUUUGCUGAGUAUUCCAUAGUGGGCUGGGACAACUUGCCAAGGACUUUGCUUCUAUACUAUACCAAUUUUGUGUCCUCUCCUGAAGGUUACUUCCAGACAUUGAUAUGCAACUCUGAAGACUAUAGAAACACGACAGUCAACCAUGACCUUCACUACAUUACUUGGGAUAUGCCUCCAAAGCAGCACCCUAGGUCCCUGGGACUCAAAGAUUUCAGAAGAAUGGUUCUGAGCAGCCGCCCAUUUGCCAGAAAAUUUAAGAGAAAUGACCCAGUUCUUGACAAAAUUGAUCGAGAGCUUCUCAAAAGGAGGAAAGGAAAGUUUCCUUAUGGGGGUUGGUGCUCUGAAAAUGGAAAAAAACAAAGGGCAUGCUCAGGUUUCCAGGGUGGGAAUUAUGGUGUUUUGAAGCCUGGAGCUGGGUCUAGGAGGUUAAAAACUUUGCUAACAAAACUUCUUUCUGCAAGGGGUUUCGCUAAGAGGCAGUGUAGAAUAUAGAUGAAAAAUUUUUUUAUUCUCCUUAAAUGAAUGAGUACCAUAUAAAGUUGUUUGUUUUUUGCC